Messenger RNA from Nematolebias whitei (Rio pearlfish), 2076 nucleotides. It is a transcript of the gene pip4k2aa, whose product is annotated as phosphatidylinositol-5-phosphate 4-kinase, type II, alpha a. The coding region runs from base 745 to 2076 and encodes 443 amino acids. Gene Ontology annotation, molecular function: phosphatidylinositol kinase activity. The record is from RefSeq and is a predicted model, not a curated record. NCBI's taxonomy places the organism in Eukaryota, Metazoa, Chordata, Actinopteri, Cyprinodontiformes, Rivulidae. The transcript has 11 exons. Gene Ontology annotation, biological process: phosphatidylinositol metabolic process.
CUGUCACUUGACAGCAGCGCACAUGAACAUCAAUGCCGCUGAAGCUGGAGUUGACCGCCCGCUGACAUUACGUCGUUUCGUCUUCUGCUCGGUGUUUUCCAUCAAACGGGGCGAGGGCAUGACAGGAUACCUCGUCAUCUCCACGGACUACUAGCUACGACCGCGUAGGAGGAGGGCUAGCGUCGGGCUAACGGCAGCUAGCUUGCAGGCGGUGAGCGGAGUGUGCUGCCGCUUUGUGCCGUCAUAUGGCGAGCGAAGGCCGGCGUGGAGCGGAUCUGUUAGUCCGGAGCGAUUAGCUACAGAAGAAAAAAAAAAAGCGUAAUUUAUCUGUCAUUUUAAUGUUUUAUUCUAAGCGUGAAUUAUAAGUCGUUGCUCAUUUCUCCGCGGCGGUUUACGCCUUUCAAGUCGCUUUUGUUUACUUUUUUCAUUUUUUAUUUUUAUCGCGGGUAGCUACCUAGCAGGCUAAUCGGCUAUGCUAACGCCAGCUCACUGAAAGCUCCAGACGCGUCGAGGAAGGGCAGAGCGCUGAUGUGGGCUGCAGAGGACAGAAAGGCUGCUUUAGGUGAAUGAGAACAGCCUUGCUAGCUUUUGUUACUUCGUUUAGCUUCAGUGUGGGACUUUAAAAGGUGAGCACUCCUUUGGGUUUGCGAGCGGACCAAAUGAACGGUGUUGAUAUUGUUGAGCUGUGAGCUGAAGACACUGUAUCAUCACCAUCGCUGCAUCCACCAGCCAGUUUGCGUGAAUAUGGCUUCGGCAGGAGGCAUCGCCGCAUCUAUUGCGAGCAAAACGAAGACGAAGAAAAAACACUUCGUCGCCCAGAAAGUGAAGCUGUUCCGCGCCAGCGACCCGCUGCUCAGCGUGCUGAUGUGGGGAAUCAACCACUCGAUAAACGAGUUAAGCCAUGUUCAGAUUCCCAUCAUGCUUAUGCCAGAUGACUUUAAAGCCUAUUCCAAGAUUAAAGUGGACAACCACCUCUUCAACAAAGAGAACAUGCCUAGCCAUUUCAAGUUUAAGGAGUACUGCCCUCUCGUGUUUCGAAACCUCAGGGAGAGGUUUGGCAUCGACGAUCAGGAUUUCUCGAACUCUCUGACGCGCAGCGCCCCCUUGAACAGUGAAGCCCAGGGCCGCAGCGGGGCCCGCUUCCAUACCUCCUAUGACAAGCGCUACGUCAUCAAGACCAUCAGCAGCGAGGAUGUGGCCGAGAUGCACAACAUCUUAAAGAAAUACCAUCAGUUUAUUGUGGAGUGCCAUGGCAACACGCUGCUGCCUCAGUUUCUGGGGAUGUACCGACUCACGGUGGAUGGAGACGAGACCUACAUGAUUGUUACACGCAACGUCUUCUCCCACCGCCUUUCCGUCUACAAAAAAUAUGACCUCAAGGGUUCUACUGUGGCAAGAGAAGCCAGCGACAAGGAGAAGCAGCCACCCCCACCAGAGGAUGUGCCCCCGCGGCCCAAAUCUGGUAACGUUCAGCAAAGGCUGCAAACACUGCGGAUUGCCACGCGCUUUUACUGCGCCAUGAAACACGUAAGAGAUGCCAAGGAGCUGCCCACCUACAAGGACAAUGACUUCAUCAACGAUGGGCAGAAGAUUUACAUCGAUGGGGAGAACAAGAAAAUGUUUUUGGAGAAGCUUAGGAAAGACGUGGAGUUCCUGGCCCAGCUCAAGCUCAUGGAUUACAGUCUGCUGGUGGGGAUCCACGACGUGGAGCGAGCUGAGCAGGAGGACGUGGAGAGCGAGGACAACGAAGCAGAGGAGGAGGGCGAGAGUGACGGAGGGGGUAUUGGGACACCCCCAGACAGUCCCAGCAACACCCUGGACAGCACCAAGCCCCUCUCACCUGGAGAGUUUGAUCCUACCAUUGACGUCUACGCCAUCAAAAGCAACGAUGGCGCUCCGAGGAAGGAGGUGUACUUCAUGGCUGUUAUAGACAUCCUGCAGCAUUAUGACGCCAAGAAGAAAGCUGCGCACGCCGCCAAAACUGUCAAACACGGGGCCGGAGCCGAGAUCUCCACGGUGAACCCGGAGCAAUACUCCAAGAGAUUUUAUGACUUCAUCACCACCAUCCUGUCAUAG